Molecule: messenger RNA, 840 nt
Organism: Medioppia subpectinata
Lineage: Eukaryota; Metazoa; Arthropoda; Arachnida; Sarcoptiformes; Oppiidae
Source: the annotation of a GenBank genome assembly
AUGAAAACUAUUGAAAAUAACACCACAACACCUGAGAUCGACACCGAUGAGAAAUUUGAUAGACCUUAUGGGUUAAGAAUUAAAUACGAUAACCCUGAUGACCACAAACCGACAGAGAAAGUGAAUGAAUGGGUGAGAAAUAAAACAAAUAAUAAAAUAUCAAAGAUUAUUGAUAAAUUGGAUACAUCUACAACCGCAAUAAUUAUAAAUGCUGUAUAUUUUAAAGCAACAUGGUCAAAACAAUUCAAAACAACUGAAAAAUUACACUUUUUUAACGAUGGCAGACACGGUAUAAAAGUGGACACAAUGUCAGUCACCGAUGAUUUUAACUACUUUGAAUCCCGAGAACUCGAUUCACGUAUUUUAGAAUUACAAUACUUGGGAACAAAAAUCAGUUUUAUUAUAGUUUUACCGAAUUAUAUGAUAAAUGGUUUGCAAAGAAUAAAAUCACGAAUUAAUUCGCAAAACUUAAAACAAGCCGUAAAUUCAUUGCAAUCAACUUAUAUGAAGUUAUUUAUACCAAAAUUUACGGCUGAAAACACAUAUGAUUUAAAACGAGACAUUAAACCACUGCCCAUAGCGUUAACACCGGUCGCAGACUUAUCACGACUAACACCUGUACCUCAAGAACUGUGUGAAGCCAUACAUAAAACUUAUAUAUCGGUGGACGAGAGGGGAACGGAGGCCGCGGCCGUCACUUUACUUACUUGGGUUUUAUUUUCCGGUGGAAAUCCCGAUCCCAUACCUGUUAUAUUCAGAGCAAAUCAUCCGUUUCUAUACUAUAUUAUGGAUAAAUCCAAUGGUUUGAUACUAUUCUCCGGACAAAUCAAUAAACUAUAA